UGCUGUUUCACAAACAAAGAGGCAUUAUCUCACGGCUCACUCUCUCUCUCUCACACACACACACACACACACACACAUAGACAUACAGGCACAGACACCGGGGCUGAUCACUUGUUUAGCCUCCUGUCGCGGCGCAAAGAAGGGGCAGAUAAGACGCACUGCAUGGUUAAAAUGCUCGGGAGAUCUCUGAUGAACGUCGGACUGCGCGUGAAGUGUCAGCAGCUUAAAGGGAUCCAGAGAGUCACAGCGGGACUAAACCCUGCCAACUAUGGGGACAUCCUCCGCCGCGAGGCAGCCUCCACCAGCACCGUCAUGGGUGUCAACAAAAUGAAAACUAUGGAUGAUUUAGGCGGACCGAGUUUCAUGACUACCUUGUAUUGGCUUUUUAUAAAGGGAUAUUUCCAAACGACGCAACAAAUGCAAAUCGAGCACAGCAAGAUAUACGGCCCCCUGUGGAAGUCCAAAUACGGCCCUUUGGUCGUGGUGAAUGUGGCCAGUGCCGACAUGAUAGAACAGGUGCUGAGGCAGGAGGGUAAACACCCAAUCCGGACAGACAUGCCCCACUGGAGGAACUACAGAGAGCUCAGGAACCAGGCCCACGGACCCCUGACUGAGAUGGGGGCCAAAUGGCAGCGGAUUCGCAGCAUCUUGAAUCCACGAAUGCUGAAACCCAAGCACGUCUCCUCCUAUGCCAACACCAUCAAUGAGGUGGUGUCCGAUUUUAUCUGCAGGGUGAACUGGCUGAGGGAGACCAGUGGACAGGGAGUCAUGGUCAAUGACCUGACUGCAGAGCUCUACAAAUUUGCUUUUGAAGGAAUAUGCUCAGUGCUUUUUGAAACCCGUAUGGGCUGCAUGAAUGAGGUGAUCCCCGAGAAAACCCAAAAGUUCAUUGUCUCCGUGGGGGAAAUGUUCCAUCUCUCCCAAGUCGUCAUCCUCUUCCCACAGUUCCUCUGGCCCUACCUGAAGUCCUGGAAGAGGUUUGUCGCAGCCUGGGAUCAUCUCUUCAAAGUUGCUGAAGAACUGGUGAAUAAGAAAAUUGAGGAGAUCCAGGAGAAUGUCCACCUGGACAAAGACGUGGAGGGAGCGUAUCUCACACACCUCCUGCUCAGUGAACAGAUGAGCAGCACAGAGAUCCUGGGCAGCAUCACUGAACUCCUCCUGGCAGGAGUAGACACAGUGAGUAAUAGCUACACCGCUCCGUCAUUCCCAAUUCCCAAAAUCAAUUUGUUUGCAUUAAAGUGUCUCCCAUUAUUCGUUUACACCUUCCUGCCGGAGCGCUGGCUCCGAGGAGGGGAGGAUAAGUCCAAGCAUCACCCGUUCGGGUCAGUACCAUUUGGUUUUGGGAUCCGGGCAUGUCUAGGUCGGCGGGUGGCUGAACUUGAGAUGCAUCUCCUCCUCUCCAGGUUGAUACAGCACUAUGAGGUGAAGCCUGAUCCUGCUGGAAAACCAGUGAAGCCAAUCACCAGAACUCUGCUUUGCCCUGCUACACCAAUCAACCUACAGUUUAGAGCGGAACGGAGUGGGACGGACUUGGAUGACAGUCAGGAGCUCCCGGUGCUGCCGUAA
Neolamprologus brichardi is the source of this 1566-nucleotide messenger RNA. NCBI's taxonomy places the organism in Eukaryota, Metazoa, Chordata, Actinopteri, Cichliformes, Cichlidae. The record is from RefSeq and is a predicted model, not a curated record.